UUGUGGCUGCCUUGCUUGCUGUGAGAAGACAAUGUCUCCAAGAACGAGAAACCCCAGAAGCCACGCACCUCCCCCGGACCGACAGCAGCACACCUCGCAAGUGCAACGGGAGAGACGACAGGACUCCCGCGGCCCACAACCGCCUCACUCAAGGGUUACCUCCAUCGCCACCUGGACGGUGGUGGCGCGGAACAGACCAGUCUCCUGGGCCUCCAGGACCCGGUGGUCCAGUCAACCCAGGCCGCUGCGCGGAAUGGACCCCAGCCAAGUGCCCCCACCCUUCAGGGGGCUCACACUGGAAGAUCGGCAUCCAGCCGACCCACCCAUCGCCCUGACCGAAGACGAAAGGCGCCUUCUGUGCCCAGUCUGCUGGGUGCCAGAGCUGCACCGCUCCGCCCAUCGUCGGGGCCCCCUCCACCGCGCAAAAGUGGAAGCCCUCCGAGAAGCUCGAUCCACAGGAUCCGACGUGGCAGCAGCAGUGGCCGUGCUACAGCGGCACCGUCCAGACCUCCUACGGGGCCCGCAAGGUCCUCCAGCCAUCCCGGAUGACGUGGUCCUUGACAUGCCAGACGUUUGAGACUCCUGUGUAGAUGGAUUUAGGGAGGGGGGAGUGUGGGCGUCACUGAGCGGCACGUGUGUAAAACACCUGAUAAGCGGAAUCGGGUCAUGCGUCCCAGAAGUAGGGGGCGUAAAAGGGCUA
This is a messenger RNA of Ornithodoros turicata, 700 nucleotides long. RefSeq lists its product as uncharacterized. The transcript is spliced from 2 exons. The record is from RefSeq and is a predicted model, not a curated record. Bases 32 to 577 code for a protein of 181 amino acids. Lineage: Eukaryota; Metazoa; Arthropoda; Arachnida; Ixodida; Argasidae.